This is a messenger RNA of Centruroides sculpturatus (bark scorpion), 1381 nucleotides long. RefSeq lists its product as uncharacterized. Gene Ontology annotation, biological process: DNA replication, removal of RNA primer. The record is from RefSeq and is a predicted model, not a curated record. Gene Ontology annotation, molecular function: RNA-DNA hybrid ribonuclease activity; nucleic acid binding. The coding region runs from base 165 to 782 and encodes 205 amino acids. The transcript has a single exon. Lineage: Eukaryota; Metazoa; Arthropoda; Arachnida; Scorpiones; Buthidae.
UUAUUUGUGUUUGAAUUACUACUAAUAACUACAAGCACAGUUUCAAAAAGUACCAGAAUAAGAAAUCUCAGAUUAAAUCUUCAGUUGAUUAUACAGUAUCGGAUACUCAGCUGAUAAGAUUAUUUGCAGCUCGCCCAAGUUGUGUCCCUACAUUCGACAUUAGAAUGGAUAAUGUAAGCAGCACGAUUGACCUGGACACAAGCAACAUUUCAAAGGCCAUUGUUGAUAGUAUAUCACCUUGGUCAACUCCUGUGAUAAAUGUUGACCUUAGCUUAAAGCAAUUUCCUAAGGAAUCCACCCCAGACUACAUGUAUAGACAGCACUUUGCAGAAAUUCAACAUUGUAACAGGAAUUUAAUUCCUAUAUACACUGAUGGAUCUAAAUCAGAUGAUUACGUUGGCUCAGCCUUUGUCUGCCAGGAUGAAAUCGUGGCAGAAGAAAUUGCACCGAAUUCUUUCAUCUUUACUGCAGAGCUGCAGGCUAUUUAUUUAGUCUUAAAGUAUGUAAUUAGAAACAGUCAUUGUUGCUGCGUGAUUUACACUGACUCAGUUAGUGCACUUCAGGCUUUGAUCUCAUCUGAACCUAGUUCUCACUCUGUAGUGAUUAAAAUCCAUAAACUGCUGUGCCAUCUUUGUGUGAGUAAUUUCUCUGUAAAAUUUUGUUGGGUCCCAGGCCAUGUUGGUAUAAGAGGGAAUGAACAAGCUGACACAGCUGCAAAGGCAGCUAAUCUUUCACAGCAUACAAUGUGUAUUGAAGGAGGUGAUUUGAAGCUAGUUGUUUAACCCUUCGGGGAACGCGCCUUUCAAGAGCUUACGAGAGGGCGCCUCGCGGCAAUUACACCGCGUAUGUAAUAUUACUUGAUUUAAGUCAAUAAUUAAUUAUCGUUUUGAAAAUAUGAUUCAGAUAUACCAGAAAACUAUUUUUACGGCAUUUUAAUAAACAAAUUGGUUAUAAAAUAUUUAGAUAAUAAAAAGAAGUCACUCUACUUUCAUGUGAUGUUCACCUUCACACAUGGCACAUAUAAUAACUAUAUUACUAUGCUUUUUGCAAACAUGUUUUCUGCAUUCCUGACAAAUCGAUUUUGUCCUAUUGUUUUUGUGUUUGUCACAAAUAAAACAAAUUCUUGGUUUCGCUACUUCUUUAGGCUGCUUUUCGUUUUCUCUAUAUUUUUCUAAAAAUGCGCGAAUGUCUUUAGGAAGUCUCAGCAUCAUCGAUCUUUCUUUCAAAUGUUCUUCCAUUAGACUUAGGGUAAGUUUUUUUCUAAAAUAUUGUCUUCUCUUUUUGUUAUCGGGAUUAUUAAAUUUAGAUAUAAUAUUAGAAUUUAUUUCAGCAAUGUCGAGAUGACGAUAAAAGAGAGCUAGUGGCCAUCUCCUUGUAAUUC